AUGAAUAAUAUUGUUGAGAUCAUGAAUAAUGAAAAUGGAAACGAAAGUAGUAAAAAUGUGAAGGUACGUUUUGAUUUCGAUGUGCCAAAGAUCAAUAAUAAUAUUAAUAAUAAUAAACAAGAAGAAUUUAACAUCUCUAGGCAAAAUUCAAGAUCAUCUUCUUCUUCUAAUUAUUCACCAUUAUCUGAUGAUGGUAAACAAGAAAAAGAUGAUGAUGAUGAGAUCAUCAAUUCUGAUCUUUCAUCACCAGUUACUAAUAAUAAUAAUAAAGAUUUGGAAUUCUCUCUUCAACCUAAACAAAGAAUCUCUUAUUGUGAUGAGUACUCCUCAAUAUUUUCACCAGAUAUUAGUCCUCACCACCAAAAUAUUCCUUUAUGGAGCCCUCAAAGCUUGUCACCCAUGCAUUCUUCUCUAUUAUCUCUAACCCCAACUACUACAACUACUACUACUAAGAAGGCUAAUGGGUACGAUCCAAAUCGGAUUCCAGCUUCGAUUUUUUCGAGCAAGCCAUCGAACCCAACAGAGUGGAGUUCAACCUCAAAUGAAUCGUUGUUUAGUCUUCACUUGGGGAAUACGAGCUUCUCCAAAGACCAGUUUCUUAUGUUGUACAAAUCGGGAGAGUUGAACAAGCUUGAUGAAGUCAUGAAUCUUCCACCAUUCUUUCCUACUCGUAGUUCUUAUAAUAAUAAUCAUAAUCAAGUAGUGGAGGCAUCAUCUUCAUCUUCGUACCAAAUCACUGCCGCUGAUCAAAUAUUUAGGUCGCUUCAUACGGAGAUGGAGUCAUGUGAAUCGAAUAAUAAUAAUGUUGAGCUUUAUUAUGGUAGUAGAGAUUAUAAUAAGAUCAAUUCCAAUAUUAACCGAAGAAAUCAUAUGGGCACUCGACGAAACAAUUCUAUUAGUCACCUCUCUUACCGUUCUGAUGAGAGUUACAACAGCAACCGCUCUUUCAAUUUUCCUAUUUUUGGUUCCCCAACGGGAGAGUCGUCGAAGAGGUACACGGCGCCACAGACACAGACACAGGCACAGCCGCUGAGGGAGAUGCUAAGGAAGCAUGAACGGUCUCGAGUGUUUGAUGAAAGAAGGCCAAAAUCUUUUCUCCACAGAUGGCUCACCCACUUGGGUUGCUUCUCUUUUUGCUCCACAAGGAGAACAAACCAUUUUCAUGACUACUAA
Cannabis sativa is the source of this 1173-nucleotide messenger RNA. RefSeq lists its product as uncharacterized. The coding region runs from base 1 to 1173 and encodes 390 amino acids. The transcript has 2 exons. The record is from RefSeq and is a predicted model, not a curated record. NCBI's taxonomy places the organism in Eukaryota, Viridiplantae, Streptophyta, Magnoliopsida, Rosales, Cannabaceae.